Molecule: messenger RNA, 2320 nt
Organism: Pungitius pungitius (ninespine stickleback)
Lineage: Eukaryota; Metazoa; Chordata; Actinopteri; Perciformes; Gasterosteidae
Gene: faf2
Product: Fas associated factor family member 2
Exons: 11
Coding region: 43-1380 (445 amino acids)
Cellular component (GO): endoplasmic reticulum
Molecular function (GO): ubiquitin binding
Source: RefSeq, a predicted model, not a curated record
AGUUGACGUUGCUACGCCUCGCUAGAUGAUUGGCGAGGUAAGAUGGCGGCGCCAGAGGAGCCAGAAUUAUCUCAGGCGCAGACAGAAAAGCUCCUUCAAUUUCAGGACCUAACUGGUUUGGAAUCAAUGGACCAAUGUCGUCGAACAUUAGAACAGCAUAAUUGGAACAUAGAGGCUGCAGUACAGGACCGACUUAAUGAGCAGGAAGGAGUUCCCAGUGUGUUUAACCCUCCACCAUCCAGACCAUUACAGGUUAAUACAGCAGACCAUAGGGUAUAUAGUUACAUCGUCUCAAGGCCACAGCCCAGGGGGUUAAUAGGAUGGAGUUACUACUUGAUAAUGCUACCUUUCAGAUUUACAUAUUACACACUUCUGGACAUUUUCAGGUUUGCCCUGCGUUUCGUGAGGCCAGAUCCUCGUGGCCGUGUGACAGACCCGGUCGGUGAUGUUGUUUCCUUCAUUCAUAGUUUUGAGGAGAAGUAUGGUCAGUCUCACCCUGUAUUUUACCAGGGAACAUACAGCCAGGCACUGAAUGAUGCCAAACGGGAGCUCCGCUACUUAUUAGUGUACCUUCAUGGUGAGGAUCAUCAAGACACUGACCAGUUUUGCCGCUCCACCUUAUGUACAGAAGAGGUCGUAACUUUCCUCAACACACAAAUGCUCUUUUGGGCAUGCUCAACCAGCAAGCCUGAGGGCUACAGAGUGUCCCAAGCAUUGCGGGAGAAUACCUAUCCAUUCCUGGCCAUGAUCAUGCUGAAGGACCGCAAGAUGACAGUGGUGGGCAGGCUUGAGGGUCUUAUUCAGCCAGAGGACUUCAUCAAUCAGCUCACCUUCAUCAUGGACGCCAACCAAACACAUCUGAUGUCAGAGCGCAUGGAACGGGAGGAGAGGAGCCAGACCCAAGUGCUAAGGCAGCAGCAGGAUGAGGCCUAUUUGGCCUCCCUCCGCGCCGACCAGGAGAAGGACCGAAAGAAACGGGAAGAGGAGGAGCAGCUGAGGCAGGAGGAGGAGAAGGUCCGACAGACUGCUCUGGCUGAGGAGCGAAGACUACGAACACUUGAAGAGGAGAAGGAGAGGAAGUCAGAAUGUCUUCCCCCAGAGCCACCUGCAGAUGAUCCUGAAAGUGUCAAAAUAGUGUUUAAGCUGCCCAAUGAUACAAGAGUAGAGCGACGGUUCCUCUUUGGGCAGUCUCUGACGGUGAUAUACGACUUCCUCUUCUCUUUGAAAGAAAGCCCGGAGAAGUUUCAGAUCAUUACAAACUUCCCUCGUCGAGUGUUGCCCUGCCUUCCGACUGAAGAGCAACCCAACCCUCCCACACUGAAAGAGGCGGGACUCAGUCGCUCUGAGGUCCUUUUUGUUCAGGACCUUACAGACGAUUAAUAGAUGACAUGCCUCCUGUAAAAUGCAAAUCAGUUUUCUCCAAUGCCCAAACCCCAGUUUUUUUCUUAUUAAAUGGCCAUUAUGCACAAGUCAUCAUUGAGAUAACAUCCUAACCUGGAAAAAUAUAUACCCCCCCCUCUACAUCCACUCCUUGUUUGGUUGUGUCUACAGGGUUCCCAGUAGCCUGAAAAGUCUUGAAUUUUAUCAAAAAAGUCCUUCCUUGAACUAAUCUUUGUAUUUGUGGGCACAAAGACAUUGUUUCCCCUGCACUAGCUAUCAAGUAGUUCCUGUCAUUUCUCACCAGUAACUUUUGCAGCAUAAAUCAUCUACUGAAAUUUACUGGAACAUUAGCAUAGCUUUAUGCAAAACUAGACCCAUAUCCCAAUGACUUACCGUUAAAGCGACUGCUGAGGGCAGGUUUUAUUAAGACCCACUGACACUCUGAGGAUGCAGCAUGGAAAAGUAUGGAUUUCAAUGAUAGUGUGAAUGCUAUUUUCAUGUCAAUGACUCGAUCCUUGAGCCAUGUGUCCAAAAUUGAUUGAAUCUUUUGCCCCCCCUUUGCAUGUUUCCCCUCGAAUGAUUAUCAAGCACAGUGCUGGUGUGGAGUGGUGAGCAUUGCUACGAUAGUGAAUCUAUGUGGCGUGGAAAACAAAUGUCCUACUUUAAGGAGUAGGUUGUUGGAUUUGGACUAAAAGUAAAUAUGGGAACCCUGUUUUAAAUGAGCCAUGACCUGUACAUAAGUUAGAUAUUUAAAAUCCCCAAAUUGACCUUACAUUUUUUUUAUGUUUUUUGUCUCAUGAAAUGACCAAAUGCAGGUUGUUUACUAUGUGAAGCAGACUGCCUCAAGCUAUUGAAGUAAAAAAAGAAAAAAAAAAUACAAUACUUAACGGGCCACAGUUUUCCAUGUGGCUUCCUCUAAUAAAGUACAAGUCUGCCCAUA